GACAAAUCAGUAAUGCGCUAAAGGAGUUUCUUGAUCUUAUAAAAUUAUCUGAAAAAACUCCUAAAAAACACAAAGACACACGAAAAAGUAAGUCUCCCGUUGCAAUCAAGUUUCAAUCGGAAAUUUUUAUUCAAUCUGAUUGCUUGAAGGAAAAUGACUAUUGAAAACAGAUUAUCUUUGAUUUUUUGAACUUAAACUCAUCAAGAUUAUUUCUUAAGGCUGAGUUCCCACCACUGCAAUCGAUCCAAGUGCUCACCUUUUUAUAUCUUUUAAUCUUGAUUGUUCUGCCUUUUUUUGGAUAGCUUAACGUCGUAACGUCGUAUAAUGUCACUUUUAUACUUGACUAGCAAAAGGAAAUUAAUAACGUAAAUCAGAAAUUGAAGCGCUCCUAAUACAGAGCCCUGGGAAACACCGCAAGCCAAGCUUUCCAUACCAGAUCAUUUCGGUUCAACGGCGACAAGUUGAUUACAGUUUGUUGAAGAACUCGAUAAACUUUCUUAUUAUUACCACUUUCUUAUUUAUCCCAUAUUUUUCCUUAGAAAUCUGUGUAAUCAGUCAACUUCUUUUCCUACCAAUUGUUUACUUCAGUUAUCAGUUAGUAAAAAUAAACGUGAACACUUUCUGUUUUAUUCUGACGUCAGAGAAUUAUCCCCAUUUUAAAUUCUCCUGGGAUGUAAGGAAAAACCGCGCGAUUAUCAUGCGCUGCUAACUUGGCUUUUAUAUCAUCAAUCAGAGUGAUUAGGAGAUGAUAUUAAAGAUACAGAGGGCCAAACCAAACCCUAAGUUGGAAACAAAAACUUGUCUGGCUGGUAAUUUUGCGAUUGCAGCAACGAACACUAAUGCAAACUACACUCUGGCUGAAUGUGUCCCAAAAGAAUGAAAGAAAUUCACCUCCUACCAACCCAGAAAUAUUCAACUUGUGUUGAGCAAAAUAACACUACCCUUUCAUUACCAACACGUGAAAUUUUUCGCCCAUUACUCUUUCAGUUACACUAACGUAGGUUGCUUUUACAAAGACGGCCGAAAAUAUCGGAAAAUAUGGAAGGAUAAUGCAGCGAAAUACAGACCGUAUUAAUGCGACAUACCUUUUCGCCCACCAAGGGAAAUAGAGAAAGCCCAAGUAUAUUACAUUCUUUAUAUACGUGCCAUUUCAACCAUAUCUUUACGCUUCCUGAAUAUUUUGCCCGAUUUUUGCCAUUCAUGUUUUGACUGCAAAAAAUGGAAAAAGGUUACUUUUAUAAAAUUGAACAAAAAGUUUCUUCCAAAGAAAGCCUUAUCUGAAAUUAUACUGCGAUGGUUUAGCGGAAGUAAUUCAAAUGCACAUUUUGCACUCAAAGAAAAGGUGUAAAAACGGGUCAAAGAAAUCGACUUUUACAACCUUUUAACUUCUUUUCUUCAAAAAACGAACUUUUCCUUGAUGAAAAUCGAUACAGAAAAUAAAAAGUUGAUUCUACAAAAGUAGAACCAAGCAACUUGUUCGCCGGGGAUAUCGAAUUGCUUAUUUGAGAGAUUAACUUUGUAACAGCGCCGUAGCGAAACUCAAGUAUUUAGUGCCGAUUUACUUUAGGUAUUUGUUUCUGAAAAUGGUUGCAAUUAUCAGAGCAGUUGCGGUGGGCGUUGUAAAAACGUUGUGCAGAAAUAGCCGAUUUUGUUGGCGUUGUUAGUUUGGAUUGUGGGUAUCGUUUGUGCUGUCAAACUUAUUGUUGUGAGUUACGGACGGAAGAGACCGAAUGCUAGACGGAAUGGAAAUGUUGAAUCCGCUCAACAUGCCCGUUUCUCCUGCUCAAGAGAACAAAACGGUGUGUGACACACUUAACCGGAGUUAUACUCAGUUUCAUCACGCCAAGCUGGGAGGCAUUCCGCAGGCCUUUAUCCUCAAUGUCUCAGGGGCCGCGCUCCUCAUUGUUGUAUUCUCGUUGCUCCGUCGUCGAGCCGGCGACUACGCACGACUCGCUCUCAAUCACGACACGUGGAACGAACUAUUUUGGGACGACCGUGUUAGCCUUGGCGACUUUCACUCUUCGCCUGAUAUCAAAUCUCGGAAUUCUAACGAUGUUUCACCUGGUGUUAUCAAAGGAAACCUAGAGAGCCCACGCGAUGACUUGGCCAGCAAGGCUUCUGGAAAGAAAGUGGAGGCCGCAAAUGAUGCUUCACCGGGGAAGGUUAAUGGCGUCGCGAAGCACACAAGAUCGCCAUCUGAAGAGUCCCGACACAAGUGUCGGAAGUCCGGCUUCAAAGCUUCCAGAGAGGAUAUGAUGUUUCGAAGUGUUGAUGCGGAUGACAUAGAAGAAAUUGAUCCGACUUCUUCCAAAUAUAAUCAAAAUAUGCAAGAUACCUCAUCACAACCUGCCCCAAUGGAGAAGAUUUCGGAAGCAAACAAUAAUAUCAAUAAUAACAAUGAUCAAAAAAUAUCGUUGAAAACAAACAACAGGGAAUCACGGGAGAUAACUUUUUCACCAACAGUAGCAAUUUCGGAUAAAGACCAACAAAAACAACCGGACAAACUGCUUCGGCCGAAACGGAAGCGGUCUGCAGCCUCUAUUCUCGCUCACAGGUCGUCCCGACUACUUCGUCUCGAGAGUCCUCGGAGACAGGACGACGGGUUCUUCUCGUGGAUCAUGGUGACCAUUCGGCUCUCAGAUGCGCAGUACAGAGAGAGGGUGGGUCCAGAUGCCGUGCAAUAUCUCACAUUCCAAAGAUAUUUGAUAGGAGUUGUGUGUACAAUAUGCCCUAUCUCACUGAUAGUUAUGCUGCCGACUAAUCUCCUCGGAAACAAUCUCGACAACCGAGCUGACCCUCUCGCUUUCACGACAAUCUCGAAUCUGAGCGACAACUCAUUUCUCCUAUUCAUCCCCAGUGCUUUCUGUGUUCUCUACAUAAUCGUCAUUAUUACAUCUAUGAGACAUUUCACUGCCAACAUGCCCUUCAAAUCCCAGUUCAAAACCAACGCCGUCAUGAUCACGAAUAUCAACGUGCAGAAAUCAAACCAUGCGGCUGUGACGUCUGAAGAUGUUCAAAGUUACUUGAACUCUGUUUACCCCGAGGUCAGAAUAGAGGUCACGAUGGCCUACAACGUGCAGAAGAUGGCCAAGUAUCUGAAAAAACUGGAAUAUUUAUCUCUGGCUUUGGAGUAUUGUGAGCAGUACAACAGCAACAAAUCUGAAAGACUGCGUAUGGUUCCGCGUGUUUUUGGAGUGCUUGCCAGCUGCCUCUUGCCCUCCUGGUGUCUGUGUGGGUCCAGUAGUCGAGUGGAUGCCCAGGAAUACUACCAGAAGAGGGUGGAGAAACUGCAGCACAAAGUGGACAGGGAGCGCAAGAGUCUCAAGAGCAAACCACUCGGAAUAGCUUUCGUAGUUUUGCCAUCUUUCCAAAUCGCCAAACGUCUGGUCGAGGACUUCAAACUCAGCAGCAACCGCAACUUCAAAAAACACCCCCAACAAGACCUGGGUGCUGAAUUCUGGAACGUCAAACUAUCUCCCCCCAAGAAGGAUAUCAUCUGGGAGAAUCUGCAGAACAUCGGACCCACUUCAUUUCUGAGGGGGUGUCUGGUGAACUUCUUGUACGUCAUUCUGUUUAUUUUCGUGUCCACUCCAGCUGUUUUGCUGGCCUGGUUCGAGACUUUCGACAGGAGCACGGCUGGCAUUCAAGACAAGGCCAUUGAGAAGUCUUCGUUGCUCGGAUUCAUGAUCCCCCCGUUCCUGUUCGUGAGUGUGGCAGUGUUCAUGCCCUACCUCAUCUUCCUCCUGGACGACCUCAGGUCCCACUGGAAGUUAUCCACUCUCAACCUUCGAGUCAUGACCAAAACCUACAUCUACUUACUGUUCAUGGUCGUCAUUCUGCCCUCGAUCGGUCUCACUAGCAUCUACAAGUUCAUCGACAGCGUCGUCUUGAAGAGCGAAAAAGUGCGAUGGGACUGCAUGUUUCUAAUCGACAAUGGCGCCUUCUUCACUAAUUACGUCAUAACUGCCGGUCUUGGAGGUCUUUGCAUGGAACUGAUGAGAGUCACGGACCUCGUUCUGUAUGGAUGUCGACUCCUCAUGAUGAAAUCAAAAGCGGAACGGAAGCCCGCAAUCAAAAGUACCUUGCUUGAGUUCCCUUAUGGUUUCAUGUAUGCGUACCAACUUACAGUAAUGACUACUGUUAUUGCAUACAGUAUUUUGUGCCCGUUAAUUACCCCCUUUGGUGUUAUUUACAUGUUUGUUCGGCAUUUUGUUGACCGCUAUAAUAUUUAUUUCAGUUAUGCGCCUAGUCGCAUUUCACAGAACUGUCACUACCGAGCUGUGAGCUUCGUGAUUCUGAGUUCGGUAGUGAUGCUGAUAACUCUUCUCGCGUUCUCUUGGAUUCGUUUCGGCAAGAGCAACUGGAACACAAUAUUUUUGAUAGUUUGUGCUUGUUUACUGGGUUUGUUUUUGAUCGCAAAGCAUGUCGUGCAAUUAUUACGAAAUUUUCGCAGCAGGUCUGAUUCAUUAUCUCUGGACGUUUCACAUGAACACACUCUUGACCAAGGAACAGCCGAGUCGGAACCGAUGAACGAAGAAAAUUUGGGUGAAAUUACCCGCUUUGACUGCCCUUUUCUGACCUUUAAACCCACUUGGCUGAGUAGACAUGCAUCUUCUUCGACGCUAAAGCUGGCUCGUCCAAACAACCGAAAGGAACAGGAAUCCAAACUAGCCGAAAACUGCAACGAAACUCAUUCGUUCACAUUCGAUAUCCAACUAGCCAAUCAGCAUGCAGAUAACUGUGCCGCCAAUAAAAUUGGCAUGGAUCAAACAGAGGUAACCGUUUUAGCCAAUCCAGAUGGAGUACCGGAUACUCUAGCCAAUCAGAUUGUAGAUGAUUCAAUCAAUGAAAAUACAGAGUCUCAAAAUAAGCCAAAUAACGUGUGCAUAAAAUUAGAUUCAGGUCUUGAAGUAUCGAAUGAAACCUCAAAUGAAGCUUGAUUGUUGAUAAUAAAUAGGGUAAUAAAUUAUUGAUAAUGAAAUAAAAUAAUUUAUUGUACAUAAAUUAAUAAAUUAUAGAAAUGAUUUAUAUAUUAUGUAUGUUGCUUUUAU
Symsagittifera roscoffensis is the source of this 5051-nucleotide messenger RNA. RefSeq names its product calcium permeable stress-gated cation channel 1-like. Gene Ontology annotation, cellular component: plasma membrane. The transcript is spliced from 9 exons. Lineage: Eukaryota; Metazoa; Xenacoelomorpha; Acoela; Convolutidae. The record is from RefSeq and is a predicted model, not a curated record. Bases 1731 to 4940 code for a protein of 1069 amino acids. Gene Ontology annotation, molecular function: calcium-activated cation channel activity.